GUAAACAACCUGGUGCUUGUCACAAAUUUAUUGAUUUCAGUCACAGCUAACUAAUUGUCUAGCCAUCCUAGUCAUGUCGUUUAGUAAACUUCAGGGAGAUAUUGAGUUAAAGUUUGGUGAAAUUAAAAAAUACGUGAAGUCAAUUGUAAUCAGAGUGAAGGGAAUUGGGUCGGACGGAUCAUCCGAGGAACUUCCUAAAGUGGAUCGACUAGUAGAGAAAGCAAAAAAAUUGGUGCUGGAGACAAAUACAGCCAUGUGUGAAUUACACGAUGUCGAGCUGGAUUCCACUUCCAAACACAUCAAGACACGAAAUAAAUUGGCAAAAGACUUCGGAGAGAUAUUGGUCGGGUACCGUGAAACAAUGUGGUAUACAAAAUUGCAUAUUCAAUGGUACUUCAGUCUAUGUCAUUGAAAAAAUUGAUGGUCAAUACACCGCGUCCGCUAAGCAAAAAACCGAACUGCUUGAAAUGAAUGGUGUUGAAGUGAACCGCGUUCUGAUACAAGUAUACAGAGAUGCGUUAUUUAGACCAAGGGAGUUGACAUAUGGAGAGUCUUCCCUGCAAGAUAAGUUUCUUUGGGCAAAACAUGCAAUUAUAUUGACGAAUAAUCGAAGCAAGGCUAACGGUGUGACUGGGACAUCUUGUAGUUAUCUCGAUAAAUGGACAAUCCCAUUGUUUGCUGAUCCAAUUGAAGUAAUUGACCCCUCACUUUUUGGUGCCUCUUUCAAGAGUGCUGAAGCACUAAAAAGUUAUACCCGAGACUACAAGGAAGCAAAGUGUUCAAUCAAGCCAAAAAGUGUAAAGAAACUCUUGUCAAGACACUGGGAUGUCAUAAAUUCUGCUAUUAAUUCAGCAACAGACAACGUCAUCGAUGUUGUAGAAAAAGAAGAUGAAGUGUGCAUUGCAUUGGGUGAACCAGAGAAAAAGAAGCGAAAGUCCAGAGGAACGACCGGCAGAGUUGGAUGCGAUUUCUGUGACUAUCGAUGCGACAAGCCUUAUAUCAUGAAGAGACAUGUCCGGACCCACACGGGUGAAAAACCUUUCGUUUGUGAAGUUUGUCACGUUGGAUUUUCAGAUAAAUCGUGUUUAUGGCGACACACAAAAAACGGAUGCACGUUCAAGGGAAAAGGUCGGAAGGUUGGAUUCAAGCAGGUCGAAAAAAAUAGACAACUUGUCGUUCUACCGUCUGCGCCCAAUGAAGGUUCAACUGCCAACACCGAAGUUGCCGAACUGAGGAACGAGAUCGUCACACUCAAGUCAAAUUUGCAGAAAAAGGACGAGACCAUCAUCUUGUUAAAUCAAAAGAUUGCCGGGUUGGAGAAAAAGUUGACAAAAAGACACCCGUUUUCCAACGUGGAACCCUCAAACGCCAUGCAACACAUAAUUCCAUUUCCGCUGAAAAGAACCUCACAGACUGACAACUACCCAAGAUCUAAUAAAAAAUCAUCAACGAGCGACGAAAACAAUCACUAAUAAUAUUAAUAACAUUAUUCCCAUUUGCACAAAUGGCAAAAUAAAGAAAAAUGAAUAAAAUGUCAAUUACAUCGA
Molecule: messenger RNA, 1547 nt
Organism: Folsomia candida
Lineage: Eukaryota; Metazoa; Arthropoda; Collembola; Entomobryomorpha; Isotomidae
Exons: 8
Coding region: 270-1472 (400 amino acids)
Source: RefSeq, a predicted model, not a curated record